GGGAUAUUCCACCGUUAGGUGGAUGUGCAGGCAAAUGUGAAGAAAUUAUGGAAUGUGGACAUAAAUGUCCUUUGGACUGUCAUAUAUAUCCACAUGAAAAUCGAGUUGAAUGUUGGGGACCAUGUAUGCGAAAGUUUCCAUGUGGGCAUGAAUGUACGAGAAAAUGCAGAGAACCGUGUGGACAUUGUGAUCAAACUAUUUCGAUUGAUCCACCUUGUGGGCACUCAAGAGAAGUUCCAUGUUAUUUGAUCAAAGCGCCUGGCAAGUAUCGAUGUACAGAAAAGUGCACUAAAAAAUUAAAAUGUGGACAUCAGGUGAUUAAAAGAAGAUUGAAAAGAUUUAAAAGAUUUAAUAUUGAUAAAAAGGGCAAAGAUUUGAGAAGAUUUUUUUUAAGAAGGAUUAUGGCACCAAAAAAAAUGAGCAAAUUUAAUGCGAAAAUAUAUCCAUUAUCAAAAACGGAAUUUCUUUCAGGAGAGAGUAUAGAAAAUAUGACACAUUUAUCAAGUAAUAAUACGCCAGAAAUAUAUUCCACGAAAGAUAAAGUUUUAAAAAAUACAAAUGAAAUAUUUAAAUAUCCGAAACAAAAUGAAGAUUUAAACUGGAAACAAUCAUUUAAUAUUUCACCAGUACUGACCGUGUUCCCGGAAUCGUGUUCCGAUAAUGAUGAUAAUAUCACGACAACUACCAACUCGUAUCCCGUGACACCGACUACUUUAACGGCGUCACCGGUACCAUUUUCGCUCGUUCAAAAUUAUGAUGAAGAUGUUACGGCACUUUCUCUUAAGCACGAAAAUAAUAAUCGACCUAUAACGCCACCACUUGAAAAAGAACAAAGUAAAACUAAACGCCGUAAUAAAAGAACACGAGAAGAAUACCUCGCGAAAUAUAAAUUACCUAUUAAUGGAAUCGCAACUAGAACACGAAACCGAACACAAAAUAAUGUUACAGUUGAACAACAAGGGAAUGAAGAAAAUUUUAGAAAUCAAGUUACCCUUGGAUAUUUCCUUGAACGUGCCGCUCCAAUUCCGGAACUUUAUUCCGGAUCUUUUAUUAAUGAUAAUUUAUGUAGACCAAUAAAACGGAUAUGUAUAGGAGGGCCUAAUCGACCAAACACGGAAGAUGCCGAUAAACACAAUCCAAAUUAUCCGAUUCCAAUAUCAAAAGAAGAAGUAAGAAAAAGAUGGACUACGGAUAAUCAAAAAAUAUUUCUUGCGACAUAUUUAUGUAACGGAAAAGAUUUUACUAGUAUUGCGCAGAAAACCGGCAAGAAAUCAUCGGAAGUAGUAGAAUAUUAUUAUAUGUUUAAACAUGAUAAAGAUUUUAGAGCUGCUAAAGAAAUGAUAAGAGAAAAUCAUGCUUAUGAAGAAUAUCUUGGAUCAAUUGAAGCAGAAAUGAAAGCAAUUGAAAAAAUGGCUCAAUCUUAUGCGCCAAAAUUUGCUGGGAAGAAAAAAGUAUCUACAAAUGCCAAUAUGUGCGCAAUAUUUACGUGUGACGAAAUUACUAUCGCAGUAAGU
Messenger RNA from Dentiscutata erythropus, 1514 nucleotides. Lineage: Eukaryota; Fungi; Glomeromycota; Glomeromycetes; Diversisporales; Gigasporaceae. The record is from the annotation of a GenBank genome assembly.